AUGGCUACAUUUGAGCCUAAGAAAAAUUAUAUUAUUCACUAUCGAAACCUCCAGCAAGCCUUAAACAAUGGUCUCAUAGUUGAAAAGGUGCAUAGAGUUAUUCAAUUCAAGCAAUCACCUUGGCUUGCCCAGUAUAUUGAAUUAAACACUAAUAUGAGGAAAAAGGCGGAAAAUGAAUUUGAGCGGGAUUUCUUCAAAUUGAUGAACAAUGCUGUAUUCGGAAAAACGAUGGAAAACGUUCGUAAACGUAUGGACAUGGAGCUUGUAUCGUGCAACCGACGUUUGCAGAAAUUAAUUAACAGAUCGACAUUUAAAUAUUCCACCACCUAUACCGAAAACUUAAACGCAGUAACAUUAGAAAAAAAAAUCAUUGAUUUUUGUAAACCUAUUUAUAUCGGUCUCGCGGUUCUUGACAUAAGCAAGAGUUUAAUAUAUGAUUAUCAUUAUAACGUAAUGAAAAGCCACUAUGGGGAUAAAAUCGAGUUGAUGUAUACCGACACAGACUCACUGGUAUAUUUUAUUCACACUGAUAAUUUCUACGAAGACCUUAAAAAUAAUAACAACUUGCUCGAACGAAUGGAUACUUCCAACUUACCGGAGGACCAUCCAUGUUACAUUGCCGAACGACAGAAAAUCCCAGGUCUGUUUUCUGAUGAGACGGAUGGGCUCAUAAUGACUGAGUUUUGCGCGCUGCGAGCAAAGUCAUAUUCAUACAUUUUGAAUGGUGAGGAGAAGAUCAAAGCCAAGGGAAUUAGAAAACACGUUGUAAAGAAUCACAUGACGUUCUACGAUCAUAAAAAGUGUUUGUUUGACGAGGAAGAGGAGGGGGAAAAUAAAAGAGAAAAUGUCUCCAUCCGCUCUUUCAAGCAUCAACUGAUGACGAUAAAAUCGAACAAAUUAACGUUCAAUAACUUCGAUGAUAAGAGGGUGGUGCUGCAAGAUAAAGUGCACACACUGGCUCACGGACAUUACUCUCUAAAGGAAGAUGAACCCGAGGAUGAUUGGCCUGAAUUAGAUGAAGAAGGAAAUAACUGGAAGGAGGAAGAGAAAGGCUUAAUGAGAGACCUUCUACACUGCAUAACCUAA
Metopolophium dirhodum (rose-grain aphid) is the source of this 1086-nucleotide messenger RNA. RefSeq lists its product as uncharacterized. The record is from RefSeq and is a predicted model, not a curated record. The transcript is spliced from 6 exons. Bases 1 to 1086 code for a protein of 361 amino acids. NCBI's taxonomy places the organism in Eukaryota, Metazoa, Arthropoda, Insecta, Hemiptera, Aphididae.